CGGCGCUGCCCGGAUCCGGGCGAGCCCAGGGAGCGGGAGCGGGAGUCGGGGGACGGGAGAGGGGCCGAGGGGAGCGGGGCGGCCUCUCGUGGUCCCGCGGGGCCCCUGGGUGUCCCACGGGGCUCCUGAGGGUUGGGCCGGUGGCUCUGCGGGAACUCGCCGGAGCUUCGCUGCCUGAGCCUCUCGGCGGUGACGGUGCUCGAAGCUCCUCAUCUGUUUCUGCUUCUGCACUCCUGGAGAGUUGACACUCCGCAGGGAAGCAAUGUUCUAAGAAUGUCAUCAGGCAUCCAAAUAAAAACAAAGACUGCAGCACAGAAAAGCAAGACAUGUUUUCCAGAAUCACAGCCAAAGCCUAGUGACAAGCUGAAUCCUAAAACUAUUGAUCCGUUUGGUCCUUAUUCUCAACCGUCAACUGCAUUUGCUGCUACAUAUGCUAGAGGUGGCAUUCCGUGCAGGUUAGUGCAUGGAUCAGUAAAGCACAAACUGCAGUGGGACUGCCUUCCCGAAACUGUUCCCUUUGAUCCUCUCCUUAUAACAUUGGCAGAGGGACUAAGAGAGACAAAACAUCCCUAUACUUUUGUUUCCAAGGAGGGUUUUAAAGAAUUACUUCUGGUUGAAGGUGCUGCUGAAAAAGCUAUUCCCUUGUUGCCUCGUCUAGUUCCAGUCUUAAAGGCUUCAUUGGCCCAUGCAGAUGACGAAGUAUUUGGAAGAGGAUUGGAUGCUUUAGUGCAACUGAGUGCUCUUGUGGGCCCAUCUCUUAAUGAUCAUCUUAAGCUUCUACUCACAAAUCUUUUAAAGAGAUUAAUGGACAAGAAAUUUAGAGAAAAAGUUACUGUUGCUUUACAAAAGUUGGAGCAGUAUGGUGGAAAGGCAACUGUGGCUAUCAUCAAAUCUAAAAUUCCAACCUAUAGUUCUAUCUACUCUUGAACAAGAAAACUGUAGGGAUUUGUACUGUAAGGUGAAGUUAGGAAAGAAACUGUCUGCAAAUAUCACUGUUAUUUGGGGUAUGAUACAUUCUCUUAAAAUAAUAAUAAUCCUUCAGUAUGAUGGAGAGCAGGAGUCUUAUCAGUUUGUGAAUAUGUAAUUAUGGAAGACUUCUCUUUGUAUAUUUGCAUAUGCAUUGUGCUUAACAAUGACAUUGGUUAAUGUGCUGUUAUUUCAAAGACAGAGUAAAUAUUGAAUCUUAUUUUGUUUUAAAUUACAAUUUCAUUUAAUAUAUCUGCUGUGCUUAAUAUGUUUUGUAUAAUUGUGUGAUGCAAAAUAAAUUGGUUGUAAUUACUUAAAUAAAAUCUAACUUGGUGCUAAAUUGUA
This is a messenger RNA of Corvus hawaiiensis (hawaiian crow), 1311 nucleotides long. RefSeq names its product parkin coregulated like (gene PACRGL). Bases 274 to 927 code for a protein of 217 amino acids. NCBI's taxonomy places the organism in Eukaryota, Metazoa, Chordata, Aves, Passeriformes, Corvidae. The transcript has 8 exons. The record is from RefSeq and is a predicted model, not a curated record.